GGGAGCGCAGUGCCGGUGCUCCCACCGCCCCCGGUGCUCCCGCCGCCGCCCCCGGUGCUCCGCGCCCCGCCGCCGCCCAGCGCCCCGCCGCCCAGCGCCCCGCCGCCACCAUGGAGGCCAUCAAGAAGAAGAUGCAGAUGCUGAAACUGGACAAGGAGAAUGCCAUCGACCGCGCGGAGCAGGCGGAGGCCGACAAGAAGCAGGCGGAGGACCGCUGCAAGCAGCUGGAGGAAGAACAGCAGGGCCUGCAGAAGAAGCUGAAGGGCACGGAGGAUGAGGUGGAGAAGUACUCCGAGUCUGUCAAGGAGGCCCAGGAGAAGCUGGAGCAGGCGGAGAAGAAAGCUACAGACGCUGAGGCUGAAGUCGCUUCUCUGAACCGCCGCAUCCAGCUGGUGGAAGAGGAGCUGGACCGAGCCCAGGAGCGCCUGGCCACCGCCCUGCAGAAGCUGGAGGAGGCUGAGAAGGCGGCUGAUGAGAGCGAGAGAGGCAUGAAGGUCAUCGAAAACAGGGCCAUGAAGGAUGAGGAGAAGAUGGAGCUCCAGGAAAUGCAGCUGAAAGAGGCGAAGCACAUAGCGGAGGAGGCUGACCGCAAAUACGAGGAGGUUGCCCGCAAGCUGGUCGUCCUUGAGGGAGAGCUGGAGCGCUCAGAGGAAAGGGCAGAGGUGGCAGAGAGCCGAGUGAGACAGUUGGAAGAAGAGCUCCGGACCAUGGACCAGACUCUCAAAUCUCUCAUUGCCUCAGAGGAAGAGUAUUCCACCAAGGAAGACAAGUACGAGGAGGAAAUCAAGCUUCUAGGGGAAAAACUGAAGGAGGCUGAGACCCGGGCGGAGUUUGCAGAGAGGUCUGUGGCGAAGCUUGAGAAAACCAUCGAUGAUCUAGAAGAGCGCUCCCGGCAGGAGGCUGAGAGAAACCGUGUUCUCACUAACGAGCUGCGGGUCAUCCUUACUGAACUUAACAACUGAGCUGCCCAGAGUUCCCGGUCCCAGCCCAGCCUCCCUGCCCUGUUUCGGCCAGGCGGGCUCGGGGCUGGGAGCCCCUGCCCGCUCCCUGCUGGGGCUAGGUGGGGUGUGGAGCCUUGGCUUAUCCCCCUGGGGGUAACUGCCCUGCUCAGGGUGGACAGGGAGCCCCUCUGGAGCUGAUUGUUUUUUCUUGGGAAAGAAAUGAGCGGGUUUGUGUUGUCCUGGGCCGCCCAUAGAUGUCUGUCUCCCGGCAUCAGCCUGGCCCCGACAGGGAGUGAUGCGGCAGCUUGUAUUGCUGCCUUCCUCCCCUUGUCCCAGCAGUCGGCGGCCAGCCUCUUCCUCCUCACUCUGGUCACCCCAAACUGUGCAGGGAGUAUCCCCUUGGAGCAGGGUCCCUGCAGGGUGCUGGGUGUGCUGGAAUAAGAGCUGGGGACCUGGCAGCAUUCACUGCCCCAAACUUGGGGAAGGGGACAGGGAAGAGCCCAGCUGUGAGUGCUGGGAGAUGGGGCUGGGUGGGCAGAGCUCUCGUCCCAUCCCUGUCUCUAGAGGAAAGGAGGAUGCCAUUUGGAAGCAACCACUGGAGGAGGCUGCCUUGGCAGCAGGCUGCCUGGCAGAGCUCGUCCCUGGAGCCUGGUUAGCUCUGCUCCUUCUCUUUCUGCUGUCCUCUCUGCCCUCCCUCCUGGGCUGCUGUCUCACUCUUCUUCAUGGAGCACCACUGGGUCACGCAGCAGGCACUGGCUCUCCUCUUUCGCUGGCCAAGCAUUUGUGCACGUGCCCACAGCCGGAUGGUCGUGAUGCCCCAGGACAGGACAUGCUGGUGGCUGGCCAGGAAAUGGUACCCGCCAGCGGUAUCUGCACUGCGGAAGGCCUGGCCAUGGGCAAUGGGGCACCAUGGGAAGAUGGAAAUGCUGAAGAGUGGGGAUCACCUACCCCCAGUGACCAGCCUGGCUGGCCUGGCUGCCCCAGCGGGUCCUGGAGCGGCUGGGCUCAUCCCUGCUGACAAUGGGGCUGCUUGUGUGGAUUCUGGUCCACAGGGGCACCCCACUCGGCUGGAGGCGACUGAAAUGUCCAUCCGUGUGCGUGUGUCUGUGCUUGGUGUGGUGUGUGUGUGUCUGGCUGCACCUGGGUGCUGUGUCUGUGUGUGUGGCUGGGUGUCUCUUGUA
Molecule: messenger RNA, 2122 nt
Organism: Chroicocephalus ridibundus (black-headed gull)
Lineage: Eukaryota; Metazoa; Chordata; Aves; Charadriiformes; Laridae
Gene: TPM2
Product: tropomyosin 2
Exons: 9
Coding region: 111-962 (283 amino acids)
Biological process (GO): actin filament organization; muscle contraction
Cellular component (GO): actin filament
Molecular function (GO): actin filament binding
Source: RefSeq, a predicted model, not a curated record